GUGACAUAUGAGAUGCAAAUAUGAAAUAAGGACUGUCGAUAGAUAGAAUACAAGUCAUUAUACCAUUCCAACAGCGAUGGCAUAUUGUAUUGUUAUUGCACUUCUUAUGGUAGUUGUACACUAUAGUGAUGGAGGAUGCCAUGUUAAUGACUGGCCGCACUCGUGUCAAGCCAACUUUAGAAUAGGACCUCAAAGAUGUGAACCAUGUGAGUCUGGUAGUAACGACUGUAACUGUUCAGAACCAUGUCCCUAUGGUACAUACGGUGAGGGAUGUUACCAUGUUUGUGAUUGCUCUGAUGAACAAUUCUGUGAUAUAGAAGUAGGUUGCACAAACAACAAUACAACUACAGAUAUAACAACCGGUAAAGUUGAAUCUACGCCAUAUAUUGGAAGUAAUACAAGAGAUGUAAAAAGCACUCCUUCGUUGAAGAGUGAUAAAGACCUACUGACAAUUUUGACUAUUGUCGGAAUAACCACUGGCACACUACUGUCAAUAGGUGUUAUUUCCAAUGUACUUUGCUUCUGUUUCUUAUGCAGACGAAAAUCAGACUCGUUUUCUCUUGAAAAAGAUGUAAAAUCAACUGAGGGGGUACUUGAACUAGGAACCAAUGAAGAGGACAUCGAUGUUCAUUCAUAUCUCACUAUCAGUGAUAGAUCAGUCAGAUUGUAUGCAGCUGUCCAUUACGACGAGGCAGAGGACAAAAAAAGUAGUCCUUCGUUAUCACUACACAGUGAAAAAGAGGACUUAAGCAUCGACAGUAAAACAAGUCCUUCCUUAUCCUUUCACAGCAAGAAAAAAGAGGAUGCAAGCAUUAAAAGUGAUACAAGUAAACUAUCACAGGGGUAUUUGACUCCUGUUGUGACAACAGCCGACGAAACCAAAUUGGAUAGUCAACGAUCUAGUGAUUAUGAAGAUUUUUAA
Magallana angulata is the source of this 922-nucleotide messenger RNA. RefSeq lists its product as uncharacterized. The record is from RefSeq and is a predicted model, not a curated record. Bases 77 to 922 code for a protein of 281 amino acids. NCBI's taxonomy places the organism in Eukaryota, Metazoa, Mollusca, Bivalvia, Ostreida, Ostreidae. The transcript is spliced from 6 exons.